Messenger RNA from Erythranthe guttata (spotted monkey flower), 1500 nucleotides. NCBI's taxonomy places the organism in Eukaryota, Viridiplantae, Streptophyta, Magnoliopsida, Lamiales, Phrymaceae. The record is from RefSeq and is a predicted model, not a curated record.
AUAAUUCUAGAAGAAAUAAAUUAAGUAAUUAAGUGAUAACACGGAUUACUUGGCGCUUCAAUCUGAAUUCAAAUUCCCGCGACUCAUCCAAGCACACAAUACACACUUCUCUCCGUAUCUGUAAACCCUUAAUCCCAAAAUUCAAAAUCCCUAAUCCUCUUUUUAUGAUUUUCCCCCUUUCAACAAUCAUCCGUUUCGGUAAAUAUCUGUAAGCAAGCUUCCCCAUUCAUUUGUUGGAAAUGGCGUCUCCUUAUUGUCGCAAGGAGAAAUCUCUCGGCCGCUUAUGCACCAAUUUCUUCAAGUUGUACAAUCGUGAAGGUGUGGACACUAUCGGAUUGGACGCUGCUGCUCUUCAGUUGGGUGUAGAACGACGAAGAAUAUAUGACAUUGUAAAUAUUUUGGAGGGCAUUGGGGUUCUGCAGAAGAAAGCUAAGAAUCAGUAUACUUGGAAGGGUUUUGGUGCAAUUCCCGAGGCCUUGAAAGUCCUCAAGGAACAAGGACUAAAGGAGGAGUUUGGUACCUAUGUUGCUAAUGUCUCAAAUCAGAAGAAAUAUGCCCUACCUUCCGACUCGAAAACUGAGUGGCAAGACAAAUGUUCGGAAUCAGAUAAAAGUGAACACAAGAGGCAAAAGUCAUUGGGACUUCUGACGCAAAAUUUUGUCAAGCUUUUCCUUUGUUCUGAUAUGGAAUUAAUCUCACUCGACGAGGCUGCAUUAGCUUUGCUAUGGGAUGGCCAUGAUGAAAAAGCUUUGAGAACGAAGUCCAGACGCUUGUAUGAUAUUGCAAAUGUGUUUUCGUCUAUGAAACUUAUUGAAAAGGUUUGCUCUGAGAUUGGAAAAUCGGCAUAUAGGUGGAUAGACAUGGAAAGUUGUGGAGAUGGGCUAUCUAUUGCACCGGAUGCGAAAAAUACCAAGAGGAGAGCAUUUGGGACCGAGAUCACUAAUACGUUGGUAAAAAGAUGCAAUACCUCCUCAACUGAUUGGAAACUAAUCGAGAAAGUAAAUAUGGGAAUACAUUCGAAAGACAACUCAAAAGCUGUACAAGAGGAGGUAUUAACCGAGCAGCAUCAGAAUUAUGGCACAAAGGAUUUUGUAUUCGGCCCCUUCACUCCAAAUGUAACCAAAUCAGAGGCUCGUGAAAACAAGAAUGGUGGGCAGAAUCAGGACUGGCAGAAUCUAUUCCGGGAUUAUCGACCACAGUAUUGCAACCAAGGUGCUCGUUAAGUGUUUUCGUAGCUCAAUCUUCCGACAUGGAACUCCUGGUAUGUUGAGGCCAAGGAUAAGCAGCAGAUUGAACCCGGAUCCUGAUGUACAUUCGACUUUAAUUUUCGCGGCACUUGAUACCUCGUCAAGGAUAAAGAAUUCUAUCGUCGUUUUUUUCUUUGUCUGGAAUCUGUGAUGUUUAAAUUCACAGCCAUUACAUUUCUGUACUUUUGCAUUCAAAAACAUGUUUUUUGCUACUUUUCUCUCAUUUCGUAAUUCUGCGGGCACAGUUCAUUUA